UUGCCUGCCUGGUCAAUUACUUUUCAAUUGACAGCAAGUUGACGUCAUGUAAGCCGUAUUAUAACUUUUCACAGUCAACUUACCGUCAUAUUUCGGCUGUAAAUUUUCGAUAACUUCCAUUCAGAUUUGCUAUAGGGAAGUAACGAGCCUCUAAAGACCGCGAAUAUUGUAUGAUGAUAAUUAAAACACGUUUAUUGACUUAAAUCUCAAAUUAAAUUAACAUGUGGCCCAUAUGAAGUCAUAGUUGAUUAAUAAAAAAAAUUUACAUUAAAAAAAUGAUUAUCAACAUCGCGGCUAAUUUUCGUAUACACAAAAUUGGAUUAUGUUUAUUCAUAGUAAUCUUAAUUUUCUUAUAUAUUUACGCGAUCCGGGAGUCACACAAUUUAACAUCAAAGAAAAGUAAUUUCAACAGUAUUUCCCUAAAAUCGCUACUGGCAGAUUCAAUUCGUGCAGCCGAACUUGGAGGAUUACAAAUAGUUGAUGUUCAUUCACAAGCCAAAGUUACAAUAGAGAUAAAAGGAAAAACAAAGGAAGGAAUUGAUGAUCUUGUGACAACAGCUGAUUACAAAUCACAUUGUGCUAUGUAUAGAUAUCUUUCAAUGUUAUAUCCAUCACUUACUAUAAUUUCCGAAGAACAAUCUAAGGAAUGUGAUGAUACCAUGACAAUAGGAAUCACGGGUAAUACCCAUAGCUUAAAAAAUACUGAUGUCGAGAAUGAUUUGAUGGUUAAUGCUGAUGAUAUCACAGUAUGGAUUGAUCCGUUAGAUGCGACUAAAGAAUAUACUGAAAAUUUGCUAGAAUAUGUAACUACAAUGGUCUGUAUUGCUGUCAGAGGAAUCCCAGUAAUAGGAGUAAUUCAUAAACCAUUUGAACCUAAACAAACUUAUUGGGCAUGGGCUUAUCAUGGAGCGUCGAGUAAUUUACGUAAAAAAAUAAAAUCAAAAUCAAAAAAAAACAUUGCUAUCAUUGUUUCACGAUCUCACGCCGGAAGAUUCCAUAAUAUUUCCAAGGCAGUAUUAGGUGACGAUGUAAACAUAAUUUCAGCUGCUGGUGCAGGGUAUAAGUCUCUUGAAGUAGCUGUAGGGAACGCUUCAGCUUAUGUUCAUGUGACGGCUAUAAAAAAGUGGGACAUUUGUGCGGGAGCAGCGAUUAUUAAUGCUCUAGGUGGAACUGUGACGUCAUUAUCUAAUGAACCUAUCGUAGACUUUGGAUCUUCUGAUUUACUGGUCUUCGAUCGUGGUCUUUUAGCUACCAUGACAGAUCAUUACUGGUACCUGAAUAAAUUUUAUAAAGCCUAAACAUUGUAUAUUCAUGAAAUAAAAGAAUUAUUUAUUAAUAAUAAAUACGCAUGGUAUUAGCUCUCCCAAAUGACUGGUUCGGAGAGAUUAGAGUCAUUUGAAACCUUAAAUAUUAAUAUUUUGAUAAUCAAUCGAAAUUAAAUUUAAAUUCUCAAUUUACAUAAUUAUGUUAUUAUUCGAUUUUGACAAUUUUCAAUCUUAUCAAUCAAAAUAGCACAUAAUAUUUUAAGCUUAGAUAUAAAACUUGUGAAAACUUGAUUAUUGAAGCUCAACCUACCCGGAUAAAGAAAAAUAAAUGUAAUUAUUGUAACGAGGUUUAUAAAUCCUCCUUAUCGUACUAUGAUAAUAGGCAGUUACCAAGGGUAUUUACCUCGUGUUACCUGGUUUACCCGCUUUAGUUUUACCUAAUUAUUAUUAUUAUUUAAUAAUCCCUCUCCAUUCGUAUUUUUAAUGGAAGGGAUGCGCAUCACGUCGACGCGUAAGCACCGACGUGAAUCUAUAAGAAGGCCUGCGCGCCUCUAAUUAUUCAGCUUUAUCUAAUUUCUCAACUUUAUUACCACUAUGAAUUUAUAAUAAAUACAGUUUAUUCCUUUUAA
Messenger RNA from Microplitis mediator, 1894 nucleotides. Its product is annotated as putative inositol monophosphatase 3. Bases 276 to 1298 code for a protein of 340 amino acids. Gene Ontology annotation, cellular component: endomembrane system. The record is from RefSeq and is a predicted model, not a curated record. Gene Ontology annotation, biological process: phosphatidylinositol phosphate biosynthetic process. NCBI's taxonomy places the organism in Eukaryota, Metazoa, Arthropoda, Insecta, Hymenoptera, Braconidae. Gene Ontology annotation, molecular function: 3'-nucleotidase activity. The transcript is spliced from 4 exons.